This is a messenger RNA of Rhizoctonia solani, 1689 nucleotides long. RefSeq names its product NAD-dependent histone deacetylase SIR2. The record is from RefSeq and is a predicted model, not a curated record. Gene Ontology annotation, molecular function: NAD+ binding; histone deacetylase activity, NAD-dependent. NCBI's taxonomy places the organism in Eukaryota, Fungi, Basidiomycota, Agaricomycetes, Cantharellales, Ceratobasidiaceae. The coding region runs from base 1 to 1689 and encodes 562 amino acids. The transcript is spliced from 3 exons. Gene Ontology annotation, biological process: negative regulation of transcription by RNA polymerase II; regulation of DNA repair; pericentric heterochromatin formation. Gene Ontology annotation, cellular component: mating-type region heterochromatin.
AUGCCCUUGCCCCCCUUUACUUCUGUAAUCGCCUUGGAUGGGACGACAAGUAGUGCUCAAAUACCGAGCUGCGCCAGAGUUGUAGAUAAUCAUGCUAGCCGUUUACGGGAUGUAUAUCAGGCCAUAAAUGACGCCAGAAGAAUUGUUGUACUCUGCGGAGCAGGAAUAUCAGUACAUGCAGGCAUCCCUGAUUUUCGCUCCCCAAACGGUUUAUUCCAAAGCCUCAAGCGUGAGCAUCCCAGAGAAAAUAUCACAUCAGGGCGGGACCUAUUUGAUGCUGCUAUUUUCAAGUCGGAGGAGACUAUGGCGAUGUUCUACAAGAUGAUCUCACAUUUGGCUACACUCUCUGAUGCUGCACAACCGACACCAUUUCAUGAAAUGUUGCAUAGUCUAGACGCCCGCGGCCAACUUCUUCGUGUUUAUACUCAGAAUAUUGACGCUCUAGAAGAACGUGCUGGACUCUCCUUUGGCGUACCAACGUUUCCAUCUCGUUCUCGUAAGCGAAAGGCAGAGGGAUCCCCAUCCCCAGUACGCCCUCGAAGUUCUUCAUCCGAACGAUCUAUUGCAUCCACAUCGCAUGUAUGCACUCCUCCUGGAGCUACCGCCUCGUCAAUGCAGUCUUCUCCUGCUUCGACGCCAACACCCACCCAUCAGCUACCACGUUGUGUACCUCUGCACGGCACUCUGAAGCAUCUGUAUUGUCCUUCAUGCUAUUUUACUUUACCACUUUGUGCGCCCAAUCAACUUGAAGCUCUCAAGUCGGGAAAUUCGCUUGCUUGUCCGCAAUGUGCUGAGCUUGAUGGGACUCGUCGCUUAGUCGGCAAACGUACCCGAGGAGUCGCCCGUCUACGCCCGGGAGUCGUAUUGUACAAUGAGCCCCAUCGAGAAGGGGAAGCCGAGCGCGUCGGUGAAUGCGUUCGACGAGACUUGAUAGGACUCGGAAGUGGUCAACUCAGCAGAACAAGCUCCGCGCGGAAAAAACGCAGCGGUGAAGACCUGUUAAUCGUGGCUGGGACGAGCUUACGGAUACCUGGUGCAAAAAGAAUAGUUCGGGAGUUUUCCAAGGCACUACACCCAAUCCUCUCUACCAAUUUGGAUGAUGAUGUCCAAACGCACCAAACAGCCGUUAAAACGGUCUACCUAAAUUUUGAUUUUCCCGUUCCAGCACGCGAAUGGGAUGGGGUGUUUGAUGUUUGGGUACAAGGCGACAUCCAAAUGUUUGCAAGAGGUUUCGAGAAUUAUCAAGUAGAAGCCGAGCGGGGUUCAACUAACGUCACAGGUUCCAUUAUAACUCCACAGCCGAAACGUAGCAAUCUAGACGGAAUAAGGGAACCUAGGACGCCGGCGCGCGGAGUUACGCAUCCGACGAAAUCACUCGAAGAAUCUGCUUCUCAAUCGAGGCCUACCUCCGUGGUUAGGAAACCAAAGCAUACAUUCACCCCUAAACUUCCUGGUUCACCACGCCUUCGAGCACGUGCUCUACACCCGACGUACGUAGACCACCAAUCACUGCAACAUACUUCGAGCCAGAUUAAGCAUGCUCCGGAAUCUAGCACAUGUCUAAAGAUCAGAAUUAAAAGACCAAUGGGGAUGCACACCCCGGAAGAGUCUAAACUUCAAUUACUACCGCUGCCACAGGAAAUCCAUAACCCCCUUGUACCGGUUGAUGUCGAUCAAGGACCUGGGUGA